This is a messenger RNA of Capsicum annuum, 1783 nucleotides long. Its product is annotated as RNA-binding protein 24-B. Gene Ontology annotation, molecular function: RNA binding. NCBI's taxonomy places the organism in Eukaryota, Viridiplantae, Streptophyta, Magnoliopsida, Solanales, Solanaceae. The record is from RefSeq and is a predicted model, not a curated record.
GAGGAGGCAGGAACUGUAGGACGAUGAGUGGUUUUCACGGAGGAUUUCCAGUAGCAGGUGGGUUAGGAACUACUUUUCCUUCAGCAGCAUCCUUCCCUCAUUAUGCCAUCCAACAAGGGAUCCCUUACAAUCUUUAUGGGUACUCUCCCUACUCGCCAGAUUACACUUACCCUACGGGUUACUAUAGUGUGUAUGGGGGAGCAACUAGUCAAUAUCCAGUGUAUGGGACUGCGGCUAGUGGUGUGUUAUCGAGUGCAGCUGCUGCGUUUUACCCAUACAUGAAUUUUGGAGAAGGAAGCGGUAAUGGAUACCCAGUCAGCCAGGGUUACGGCGUUCAGUACCCACACCAUCUCUUCCCCUAUUCAGCUGCUGCUGGUGCAGGUUACCCGAUACAGCACUAUGGUACGCCCAUUUCCCAUGCUCCCUCAUCUGCACUGCAUUCAGGCGUGACAAAGACUUUGCGUGCGCCAGUUCCUCAUUGUUAAGAGACAUCGAAUAAUUGUCAAAUGGUGACCAAGAGAGAUUGAUACAACAUUGAUCUGUAAUGCUACCUCUCCGAAGGAUCUUUGUCCUAACCAUGGUUCUCUUGCAUCUUUCUCUUUGUCAAUUAAUGGAGGGUUGCCCACGUAUAGAACAAGGGCUUCUCCAGAAGUUUAAAGCCCCCCUUAGGGGUACCACAUCUUCAGAAAUGUGUGGAGUACAAUUAACUUCUCCACAUUUCAUUUCUUCUCUUGUAAGGAAAGGGUCCUUCAUGAGAGACAAAGCAUGCAUAUGCAUCUCACUAUCACCUAAUUUAGCUAUCAAAAGAGCUUAGUUAGUCAUUGCAUUUUUAUCUUUUUCUUUUUAUCUCUAAAAACAUAGCCCUGGAGAGGCUGAGCAAAUUUCGCCCCUUAAGAGCCCACUUAAAAAGUCUAGAGUUAGUUUUAGUUUUGAAAAAAAAAAAUUCAUGUAAAAUUUCAAGAAUAUUCCAACUUGUAGUCCUUUCAACUUCACUUUAAUAAUGUGGAGCUUGAAAUGACUAAUCCCUCCAACUUAAACUUUCUGUAUUACUUGCAGUUAUAGAAAUCUUGUGAAAUCAAGAGGAUGUCCCCAAGUUUUUGUUACUACUAACGAUUAACUAGUCUUUGGAUUUUAGAACUUAGACUAGGAUCAAUCACCUUUAGAAAAUCUUUUUAAAUUCUAACAUAGAUGCUGUGUCUAACAAGUCAGCAACCUCUCUUGAGGAUAAGGGGGAGUAUCUGAACUGUUGAUGCUUUUUUUAAUGUUGUAAAAGGUCUAGGGGCUAGAAGGUGGGUAAUUUUAGCCCCGUUUUCUUUUAUAUAGGUAGGAGGGACAGUGUUGAUUUCCUUUUCUUUGGUAAAUUACUUCAGCCUUUAUUACAUUUCAUUAACUUUUUUAGGAACUCCAUUAAAUGGUUAUGGAGUUCCAAUGCAUGAGAAGUUAGUUACCCUAGGGAGAUAUUUUGGGGUCUCUUGGGUUCUUCUUCAACUAGACUCAUCAAUCAUGGUUAGGACUCAGAUCAUCUUCGUUUCUCUGCCACGCACUCUUUCUCUGUAAUUUGAACUGAAAGCUGAUACUAUAUAUGUGUAAGCCUAUGAUGUUUGGACUGUAGUAGCUAGGAAGAAGAUUCCUUCUCCAUCAUGGAUGAUUGAGAGUGGAUUGGUACUACUUAAGCAACGUAUUGUUUUAAUUUUAACUAUGUUAGAGACGACUUUGUUUAGUUUUGCUAAUGUAUUGAUCGUUUAUGAUGGAACUAAUGUUAUCCGUUAUCGUUUUAAAUUCA